AUGGCUACAGCCGCCUCUCUUGCGUUCUCCACUAUUGCAACUCCUCCGCGGCAGCAACCGGGCACCCCUGCUCGACGCCCACGACCUGCCAGGGCCUUGCGCCUGCGAUCCUCUGCCACAGCGGCCGCAGAGGCUGCCACCACCACCCGUGCCGCCGCCGUGCCGCCGCCCGUGGCGCCGGCGCUGGUGGCGGGGUCGCCGCCCGCCGGCGCCGCCUUCCCGAUCCCGCCGGAGCGGCUGGUGGCGCUGGCCAAGCAGGUGCACGCCACCGACACAGGCAUCGCCGACGACUCCGUGCUAUCGGACGACUUCCGUUUCGAGUUCCCCAUCAUCAAGCUCUCCCGUGAGGAGUAUCUCAAGACCGUCCGGGGGUUCACGUUUCGCCAAGGCAUCCCCAACCUCAGCAGCAACGCCUAUGACUUCCGAGUGGACCCGUACGAGAGCAACCGGGUGUGGUUCACCAUCCGUACCAGCGGCACGCACACCGGCCCCUUCAGCUUUGGCAGGGCCACCUACCCUGCCACGGGGGCCACCAUCCAGGGCCCGCCCGAGUGCUGCAGCUACACCUUCAACGAGGAGGGCAAGGUCACCUCCUUCACGGGAGGAUACGUGAUGGACAACAGGGUGGGGAACACCAAGGGCCUGGGCGCCGCCUUUGGCAUCCUGGCUGCCUGCGGCGUGCGCAUCCCCACCCCCAACUCUUUGGAGUGGGAGUUUGCGGUGAGGGUCAACGGACUGCUGCAGUGGGCCGACAAGACCUUUGGGAAACAGGGGUGA
Molecule: messenger RNA, 777 nt
Organism: Chlorella variabilis
Lineage: Eukaryota; Viridiplantae; Chlorophyta; Trebouxiophyceae; Chlorellales; Chlorellaceae
Exons: 7
Coding region: 1-777 (258 amino acids)
Source: RefSeq, a predicted model, not a curated record